CCGAGAGAGCGCUGCUAGCAGAGGCACCGGCGAGAGGCGACUUGAAAUUUGCACCCCUCGGCAUCCAGCUUUUGCACCUGUUUCGACCUCGUUUUGAUGAUGGUGGCCUCCCUGAAGUCCUGGCCUCUCAUGAUCGCUGUGACUCUGUGCAUCUUGUUCUGCCUGGGAACCUUGGUAGAGGCCUACCCUCAACAGCCGGAGCACCCUGGAGAAGAUGCCUCCGCUGAAGAAAUGGCCAGAUACCUGUCAGCGCUCCGACACUACCUUAACCUGGUGACAAGGCCAAGGUUUGGCAAGAGGUCCAGCCCAGAGACCUUGAUGUCUGAGCUUAUUUUUGGAGACAGCAGCAGCAACAGUGGAGCGAGCCAUGAUGACCGGUCAAGGUUCGAUGACUCCAACAUGUGGUAACGAUCUCGAUGCUUCUCAGCCAGUGGUCCAUCUGCUGCUUCUUUUUAAACAGGCAAAUCAUUGUGUUCAUUUUGCAUUUCUCAAAACCAAUUAAGCUGUGAUGAUUUAAAGAGUCCAUUCCCCACCUCAACUUUCUCCAUCCAAUACUGAAGUGGCUUGGGAAAUAAACUCUCACUGCACCCCCCUUUUCAAGACAACAACAUUGCAAUGAGCCAGGCCUCUUUCUUCCUACAAGCCAACAGGGGGUGCCAGAAGAGUGCUUUGUGGCUGGGGGCAACCUUUGCAGCAGCCAAGGUUGUAAGACGCACCCCCCCCCCAGUGCAAGCCCUCAUUAUGUCUACUCUGGGUUGUCCUGUACAUCAUGUGUGCAGGUGUGAAUAGGUGUAUGUGUGUGCAGAUGUAUGUAUUUGAAAUUAUUUCUGUUUGUCUCAAGAAUAAAAAGCAAGUUUGAUGGAGAA
Podarcis muralis (Common wall lizard) is the source of this 866-nucleotide messenger RNA. The record is from RefSeq and is a predicted model, not a curated record. NCBI's taxonomy places the organism in Eukaryota, Metazoa, Chordata, Lepidosauria, Squamata, Lacertidae.